Vespa mandarinia (Asian giant hornet) is the source of this 1368-nucleotide messenger RNA. RefSeq lists its product as uncharacterized. Gene Ontology annotation, biological process: regulation of transcription by RNA polymerase II; anterior/posterior pattern specification. Gene Ontology annotation, molecular function: RNA polymerase II cis-regulatory region sequence-specific DNA binding; DNA-binding transcription factor activity, RNA polymerase II-specific. NCBI's taxonomy places the organism in Eukaryota, Metazoa, Arthropoda, Insecta, Hymenoptera, Vespidae. The record is from RefSeq and is a predicted model, not a curated record. Gene Ontology annotation, cellular component: nucleus.
AUGAGCAAUCCAUCUUAUCACUAUAACAUGGGAGUUAACUACUGCUCUUAUCCAGAGAGACAGAUUGGCAAUGAAAUGAAUCUAAUAUCUUGCAAUGAAGUCAAUCAAAGAAUUGGCAACGAAAUCAGUCAAAUGGCAAGUAAUGAAAUAUACCAAAGAUCUGGCAAUCCAAUCAUUCAAAGGGUAGGCAAUGAAAUAUGUCAAAGAACUGGCAAUCAAAUUAUUCAAAGGAUAGGCAAUGAAAUAUGUCAAAGAAUUGGCAAUGAAAUGCCGCAAAAUACUAAUAACCAAGUGAAUCAAGGGACUGGAAAUUGUUACAUGGAACAGCAAGAUUCAAGCAAUCAAUCAACGAGUCUCUUAGAAUCUAUUUUGCGUCAUGGAAAGGAUGCAGUUCAGGAUGGAUAUAUAAAUUCAUGCACAGAAAGUAUUUCGCCGGAAAGCAUGGAGAAUAUGAUAUCAGUAGAGGGUUGCUUGGAAUCUACAGGAAAUACUGUGAUAAUGGGAUAUGAACCAAAUCUCUCCUUAUUGCGACCACGUAAUUAUGUUACUCCGGUGACGGCAUCCAACUCGACAAUGACGGUCCAACGAAACAUCUCCAAUCACUCAGCAUCGGAAACUGAAAACGUUGCUAAGGGACAAACCAAACGAACUAGGCAAACCUAUACACGUUACCAGACAUUAGAAUUAGAAAAGGAAUUUUAUACGUCACGGUAUUUGAGUAGGAAACGUCGUAUGGAAAUAUCAGAUUUGUUAGGUUUAAGCGAACGACAGAUAAAAAUUUGGUAUCAAAAUAGAAGAAUGAAAGCUAAGAAGGAGGGUCAAGUGGUCAUCAAUCCAACGAAUAAUAGGAUAUUAAAUAAUAUUCCAACCGCUCAAAGUUCAUCAACUAAUACUCGAUCGCGUACCAGUCGAAUGCCAAAUUCAUCAACUGUUAGUUCGAUGUGUACAAAUCGCGUAUCAAAUCUAUCAAAUCCUGUUCCAUCUACGUCAAGAGGAAUAAUUCCCAUAACUGGGCAACAACUUACAUUUCCGCAAUACGAACAACAGAAUCAACAAUAUUAUCAGCAAUACAACCAACAACAUUUUGCCGUCCCAAUGCAGCACAACUUACACAAUUCUUAUUUUGGUUAUAAUAAUAACCAUACAAUGCCUAAUAUGCAAUAUUUUCAACAGCAACAACCACAAUAUCCUAAUUACAAUAAUUUUUGUUAUUAUGAUAGAAGAACCUACGACGGAAGUAAUUCAAUGGGUGGUUACAACAAUAAUCAUUGAGUGGGGAAAAUAAAUUUGAAUGGUCAUCUAUAUUUUUUUUUUUAUAUAAAAAAAAAAAAUGAAGAAAAAAAAAAGAAAGACGAUCGAUUUGAAUAA